CGCAUUCCUAAGUCUGUUUGUGAAAUAUAUAACUCAUUACGUCUUUUCUCCUGUUACGCUUUGGAUGUUUUGAAAUUGUCUGGAGUUUUUUUAACUAUAAACGAAGUAUAUGAAUUACAAAUGUGAAAGAAAGUAUCCAGAUUUAAAAUUUUUUUUCGAUACCUUUCGCUUUUUCGCCUUUAUUUUGUUGACAUUUCGGAUUUAUUUUCCUAUUUUAAUAAUGAACCAGCCUUCACAACAAAUCUAUUCUCUUCCAUAAUUCUUAUUAACGUUAUUUCUUUAAAAAGAGAACUGAAAGUAGUAGAUUUUGGUGGCGAAUCUAAUUUAAGAGCCAGAACUACAACACUUGUUCAAUGAAACAUUUUUUGUUCGGAACAAAAUAUGGAUAAUACUCUUACCGACACUUAUACUCCACCUGGCGCAACAUCCACUGUUUUAGGUGAAUUGUCAAUAAUGUCUUUGCAUUCCAAUGAUGAUUGUUUACCACCAGAUCGAGAAUCUGAUAGCGAAUUUGCUGCUUCUGUGCAAAAUAAACCUGGGCACAUUUCUAAAACAAGUUUACAAGGAGAUUACUUGCUUAAAUCUUUUGUAAACGAACAGAUUAGUAAAGAAGGCUUGGAAGUUCCAUGUGAGGAAACCAUCGAUGAAGAUUAUGCAAAGGAACAAGAAGCACAUGCACUUGGAAGAGACUUGAGAAGAUUGGCCGAUGCUUUUGAACGUAGUUAUGAAAGGAAAGCAGUGAAAAAGAAAGCUAGCGACGUAAAUCAUUAUUUAUUAAUUACUAAUUUCUUUAAGUUUUAAAAAUAAGAUUUGAAU
Molecule: messenger RNA, 816 nt
Organism: Octopus bimaculoides (California two-spot octopus)
Lineage: Eukaryota; Metazoa; Mollusca; Cephalopoda; Octopoda; Octopodidae
Biological process (GO): regulation of apoptotic process; intrinsic apoptotic signaling pathway in response to DNA damage; release of cytochrome c from mitochondria
Cellular component (GO): mitochondrial outer membrane
Molecular function (GO): BH domain binding
Source: RefSeq, a predicted model, not a curated record